This is a messenger RNA of Hydra vulgaris (swiftwater hydra), 2838 nucleotides long. Its product is annotated as serine/threonine-protein phosphatase 4 regulatory subunit 4. NCBI's taxonomy places the organism in Eukaryota, Metazoa, Cnidaria, Hydrozoa, Anthoathecata, Hydridae. Gene Ontology annotation, molecular function: protein binding; protein phosphatase regulator activity. The record is from RefSeq and is a predicted model, not a curated record. Gene Ontology annotation, cellular component: protein serine/threonine phosphatase complex; cytosol.
UUAUUUUAAAUGUCAACAACUAAUGAUUAGAUGGCUUGGGAAGAUGCAUUUCACCAGCAAAUAAUUGAAUUAUCUCUCUCAGAAAAUGUGGAAAAUCUAAGAGAUGAAAGAACUAUAAAACAUAAUAAAGUUACAAAAGAAGAAAUAGAAAGAUUAACUGUUGAUGAAAAUUUAAAGCCAACCCAGCGUGUAAUUUAUAUUUUAAAAAAUGGGCAGGAUAUUCAAAAAAUUAGUACCAUUAAUUCACUGGAUGUUAUCUUAAAAGAUGAACCUCCAGAUUGUUACAAAGACAUUUUACCUCUUAUAAAAGAUGCUAUGAUUAUAAGAUUACGUGAAAUUCAGAUUGCAGGUGCUACUGUUUUGUGGAGGUUACUAAAAAAACAUUUGUUGGACGGCAAAAAGUUUUUUACAAUUUUUUUAGACCACAUUUUAGCAGAAUUAUUAGCUUGGGAUAUAGAUGUAUGUGAUGCUUGGCUGGAAACUAUAGUUUACUUACUAUAUCUUCUCAAGCAGCAAAAUGAUCAUAGCUUAUCUAUUUUGGAAAGUAAACUUAUAGAUUUUCUUGUGAAAAACUGCUCUUUGAAUCAGUCCACUGCAAUUAGAAAAGUAUGCUGCAAAAUUGUAGGUUCACUAGCUGCUGUGGUCAGUAAAAAGAGACUACUAUCUGAUCUUAUGCCUAAAUUAAAAUCUUUAUGCCAAGACAUUGACUUAGAUGUUCGUGCUAGGAUGUGCAUUGAGCUUGGAACUAUGAUACAAAUUUUAGAAAAUGAUUUAUCAAAACAUCACCUCUUUCCAGAAUUAUAUAUGCUGAUAGAUGAUGAAGAAGCCACUGUUCGACAAGCAGCAUUUAUGACAAUUACAAAUCUUUUAACAAAUUUAAGUCAAGAUUUACUAGAUUCAUUGAAAAAAGUUGUUUUGAAAUUUCUUGCCAAAGCGUUAGUGAAAAAACAUGGUGAUGAACUAAUUUCAAUUGCUGAGCUUUUUGGAAGAAAUUUUUUAGCUUUAUCAGGUUUCCUAACUAAUGAAGAGCGUUGUUCAUUAUUGAGCUGUUAUCAAAUGCUGUGUUUUCACGGAAAUAAUUUAGGAACAGUAUCUACAAUUAGUCCUAAUUUAGUUAUGAAUGAAAUUGUUCCACUUGAAAUGGAAGAUAAAAGAGCACAAUGUCGGUACUGGUGUGCUGUUAACUUGCCGGUUAUACUAUCUUGUGGUAACAAAAAUGCAUUUCAAGCAUGUCUUCUUCCAUGUUUAAUUUCCCUGUCAAAAGAUCCAUCAGUGCUAGUACGAAGAACAAUGGCAAUGUCACUAUAUGAGAUUGCAAAACAUUUGUCUGACGAUACUUAUCUAAUGCAUGCAUGUAUUGCAGAUAUAAUUAAAGAUUCAAGUAUAUAUGUAUUGGAUGGUUUUCUAUUAAUUAUGCCGUCAAUAUUUGAAGCUCUUCAGACUUCAGGGGGUAAAAAUUUUAUACCAGAGUUAAUACCACAACUACUUGAAUCUGAAGAUCGGAUAUCAUCUUCUCUUCAUUGGAGGAUAUAUGAGCAUUAUCUAGAAGCUAUUAGUUGCUUGCAUUUUUAUCAAACAUCAGAUCAGAUUAUGACAAAGAUUGUUCCUAACCUUCUUAAAGUUUUAACUGCAAAUAAAGUGCGCCCUGUCAUGUUAGCUGCAGGCCAUUGUCUGUUAACCCUUUUAAAACAUAAUGGGAAUAUCAGAGAUAGAGAAGAAAUUUGUGAGAAGUUAAUUAAUUUGUUGGCUCGUUCAGAACGCUGUAAAUAUCGUAUACUUUUUAUGAAUUUAUAUCCCUACAUUGCUGAAUUAUUUUCAAGAAGAUUUUUCAAAUGUAUGUUCUAUGAUGUUGCAAUGCAAAUGGCAUUGGAUCCCAUUAUUAAUGUUCGUUUAAAGUUUUGCACAACAUUGCCACUUUUAAAAUCUUUACUUUGUUUACCAUUGGACAGAAUGUUAUUACAAACAUUGGAACUAACUGUAAGAAGAAUUAUGGCAUUAGAAAAUGAUAAAGAUGUUUUAGAUGCUAUAAAAAAUGUAAUUGAAGAACUAGACACUGUACGUGUAUGCUUAGAUCUGGCUAACCCUAGUGAAGCUGAUAUAAAAGAUCUUGAGAAAGAAAAGUUUGAAGAUAGUGUUACAGAGGAAUUUCAAAUUGAAAAAAAAUCACGAACAGUUUCGUUGGGUACCAAGGACUCUAUCAAAAAAGUAACAUCAAAAGGCACGAGGAGUAGCUCGUCUGUCGUACUUACGCGUAAAAUAGGCUCUUCAGGUGUUAAAGACAAAGAAGUAACCUCCAAGGUAGCAGCACCAGCCAGUGUAAAAACAUCUAAAAAAAGAAUCGUCCCUUGAGGUAUUACGAAAUCUUUGCAGUUCCAAAUAAUUAUAAAAAAAAGUAAGAAACAGCAGAAGACAUCUCAGGAUGAUUCAAGUGUCAAUAGUUAAGCAAGAUGACGCGACACCAGCUAAUAGCAUUCCGUUUAUUGUCAUAUAUUUAUAAGGGUAUUUUUGUAUGUUAUCCAUAUAUGUGUUUGUUAUCCGCUAUAAGACAUUAACGUCUUUUCUAAUUAUCUUAUAGUUUUAUAAGGUAUUUGCUGUUUUUUACGGUAAUUGCUUGGCUUUUCUUACGGUAAUUAGUAUGUGUUAGAGUCAAAAUUUACAAACUAAACGUAUACGAUUUAAAAGUUUGUGUGAUUUUAUUAAAUUUUCUUGGACUUUAGGUGUAUAGGGUGAAAAGUAUUAUGUUGUUUUGUUUAUUUAAAUAGCACCUCUAAAUUUUUCUGCCCUUGCUCGCAGCGUUUACUUUUAAAUCUGCUGAUUGAAACUUCUUUCUUCCAAUAU